CGGAGGGAUCCCAGCUUGUCAGAACCAUGGCCAGAGCGCUGAGAGACAGUGAACGCCAGUCGUCUGUCGAACGUUAGUUCGGCCGCAGAGUAGUACGGAGACGCUCAAGCCGAGAAGAAGUGUUUGCGGCCAACAUUUCCCCCAAGCCAAUGUUAACUUUCGGAUAGUGACGUUUGCUGGUCUCUCUGGCGUGUCGGGGGCUAGCUUUCCGUUGACCUGCCUGUGUUCUGCGGUGGAAAUCGCAAAAAUGUCGUCUCCAAGUCCGGGCAAAAGGCGAAUGGACACCGACGUGGUGAAACUCAUCGAAAGCAAACAUGAAGUCACCAUCCUCAGUGGACUCAACGAAUUUGUAGUAAAGUUUUACGGACCGCAGGGAACGCCGUACGAGGGCGGCGUGUGGAAAGUGCGAGUGGAUCUGCCCGAUAAAUACCCCUUCAAAUCGCCAUCAAUAGGAUUCAUGAACAAAAUCUUUCAUCCCAACAUCGACGAAGCGUCAGGAACGGUGUGUUUAGAUGUCAUCAACCAGACGUGGACAGCCCUUUACGACCUGACCAACAUCUUUGAGUCGUUCCUGCCACAGCUGCUGGCCUACCCCAACCCCAUUGACCCUUUGAACGGAGACGCGGCCGCCAUGUACCUCCACAGGCCCGAGGAGUACAAGCAGAAAAUCAAAGAGUACAUCCAGAAAUAUGCAACAGAGGAGGCACUAAAGGAGCAAGAGGAGGGGGCGGGCGACUCUUCAUCCGAAAGCUCCAUGUCCGACUUCUCCGAGGACGAGGCCCAGGAUAUGGAGUUGUAGUAGCGGACGUCGUCCUCCCCCUGCAAACCCCGCCCCCCACCCCACAGAGACUAUAUUUGAUUUCCUAACCCCAUGACAAAGCAGACUUAUAAUAUUCAUAUUUAAACACCUUGAUUUUUUUUUAUUAUUAUUAUUGUUACUAAAAAAGGAUUUUUACGAAUAUCUAGAUUCCUCCUCCCCUCCCCUUUCGGCAUCGCUUCCUCACCCCCACCUUUUUUUUUUUUUUGCUUGUGUGUGUGUGUGUGUCAAAGACAGUAUUUGAACAAAGACGAACAAUCACGCACAGGGUAUGUCGCUAUGCUCACGGACGGAUGCGACCCCGUUUUUUGGAAGCCGGCUUGGCAGUUACUCACUUUUCUUUGCGGGGGAGGGUCACCAGAACAAACGACGUUGUCAAGCAUGACGUCGCUGCUCUGAACACGCUUUGGAUUCACCCGGGGUCCGUUUUCACCCCGUUUUCAUUUCGCCUCAGUUUUACCCCGAUACAGGAAGGAAGGAGACGAGAUGUUUGGAUUUUUUCCUUUUUUUUUUUUUUUUUUAUCUUUUCAGAUUUGUGUGUCUACAGUACCAAACAUGGCAGUCCAAGUGCUCGGAGAGGACCUCGCAAUGUAUUCCCCCUUCCGAGAAUGCAGUAGUGUGGAUCCCAGCUCAACUCCCUUCCUUCGUGCCUCGUCAACAACAGUUUUAAAAAAAAAAAAAAGGAAGGGGAUAAAGGAGAGAAAAAAAAAAAGCACAUUUGGUACUCCUCUUUGGACAAUCUCCACUUCGAUGGAUGCUAACACAUAGCUAGUUCGGAGUUGCAAGUCCUCCAAAUAGAUAGCAUUCAUAUGGCUUUAGUCUGAUUCUCUUUUUUUUUUUUUUUUGUUAGCUGGCGUCUGUCGUGUGAUGAUAGGUAUAAGAUGCUUCAUUUGUACAGAUGUUUCCUAGCGUAGUCCAUCCAAAACAAGAGGCACAUGGAAAGCUGGCACCACGUCCUUGGUUUGCAUUGCGUCCGCGGUACAUUUUAAGAGUGUAGCGGGAUGCAGGUUCCUUUUUUUUUUUUUUUUUUUUUUCCCCCUCCUAAGUUGAUUUUGGAUGAGAGCCCACUCAGGAUAACCUAAAAAGGUCGUAUUCAGAUUCGUUUUCAGCUUUCGAAUUUUCUCUGGAAGCUGCCAAUAAGCGUUCUUACUUUCCCUCUUUUUUUUUUUUUUCCCUGUCAUUCUUAAUCCUAACAGCAAUGUCGUGAACUUGAAGAGAGUUUUUUGUUUUAAAAGUAAUCCAGAUUUGAAUUCUUGCUUUUUAGAUUGCUGAAUAAGAGAGAAAAAAAAAAAAGCCCCUUGAAUUGUAACCUUUUGGGAAAACAAACAAACAGCUCUCUUUAUGUUGAAGUCAUACUUUUGCUUUUUAAGAAGCAUUUUGCAUCUGAUGGGUAAUAAAGUGAUCAUAUACUCACCCUCAGCCUGCUGUUGGUGUGGACAAAAAGUCAACUCAAACCUGCCUUUGCAUUGCAAAUGGAUUUGGCUCGAGGAGUCGUCAUUUCCAAACUAAAUUAACUUUUUAACCAAAUCAGCAAAAUGUCUCUAGUGUCCCUGGUGUAUCUCGAAACAUGACAAAGAGUUUGACUUGUGUUGCGUUCAGGGAGCCUCUGUUGUAUUUCAGUACAGCGUGCUCGCCCACCGUGUCUACCUAUUGUGCACUUGCAUGCACACCUCCCAUUCCCGUUCUUCCGAGUUUUGGACACGUCAACACCCACACAUACACACAGCAUGUACUCUUUGCUACCUAGUGUGUUUAAUUUUCAUUUACCCAAAACGUGCGUCCUCGGUCUUACUCACAGCACCACUCUCACUUGCCCCCCACCUCUGUUACCCCUUUUUAUAUUUUUAUUUCUUUUUGACAUUGUGAAGUGGGCAUGCUUGUCAAAAAAGAUAAGGACAAAUGCUCUCCAUGAAUAGGCUUAUAACCUCAUAAAUAGUCGUGUAAAAAGUAUACUGUUAUAACUUCUCUUUUUUAAUAAAACAUUCAAUGUGCUCAAAAAAAUGA
Messenger RNA from Syngnathus typhle (broad-nosed pipefish), 2821 nucleotides. It is a transcript of the gene ube2h, whose product is annotated as ubiquitin-conjugating enzyme E2H (UBC8 homolog, yeast). The record is from RefSeq and is a predicted model, not a curated record. Gene Ontology annotation, molecular function: ubiquitin conjugating enzyme activity. The transcript is spliced from 7 exons. Gene Ontology annotation, cellular component: nucleus. NCBI's taxonomy places the organism in Eukaryota, Metazoa, Chordata, Actinopteri, Syngnathiformes, Syngnathidae. Bases 248 to 799 code for a protein of 183 amino acids. Gene Ontology annotation, biological process: protein polyubiquitination; ubiquitin-dependent protein catabolic process.